AUGCGGCUGCCGUCAAUGUCGGCCGCGCUCGUGGCCGCGCUCGCAUGGACGGUGCGCGGCGCGGAUGACCACCGCAGCGAUCUGAAGAGCAUAACGUUGCGGACGCACAGCUUGGAACAGCCAUACCUCGACUCAGACAUGCAAAGCCGGUGGUUUGACUUUGGAGGAGACACCAUUGUGCGGACAGACUCAUACGUCCGCCUCACGUCCGACCGCCCAUCGCAGACCGGCUGGCUGUUCUCCCGCGUCCCCCUGACAGCGACGAACUGGGAGGUGGAGGUCGAGUUCAAGAUCUCGGGCAAGAACCAGCUUUACGGCGAUGGCUUCGCCAUGUGGAUCACCAAGCAGCGAGCGCAGCAGGGUCCCGUCUUCGGCUCCACCGACCGCUUCGAGGGCCUGGGCAUCUUCAUCGACACGUACAAGAACAACCGCCCCGGCGUCGUCUUCCCCUACGUCAUGGCCAUGUUCGGCGACGGGCAGAAGUCGUACGACAAGAACACGGACGGCAAGGACCAGGAGCUGGCAGGCUGCUCGGCGCGCGGCAUCCGCCACGCCUCGGUGCCGACCAAGAUGCGCCUGACGUACAUCCAGGACAAGCAGCUGCGCCUCGAGCUGCAGUACAAGACCGAGGACGAGUGGGAGCUGUGCUUCGAGACGGAUCACCCGCCCGCCAUCCCCAACAUUGCCUACCUGGGCUUCAGCGCCGAGACUGGCGAGCUGAGCGACAACCACGACAUCAUCUCCGUAUCGGCCAAGAACCUGUACAGCGCACCUGGCGCCCCCAUCACGCCAAGCAAGGGCAAGAACAAGGGCAUCAAGGGCUACUCGUCCAAGGAGGGCGGUAGCUGGACUUGGUUUUUCACCAAGAUCUUCCUGUUUGUCCUGGUCGCGGGCGGCGCGUAUGUCGGCUUCACGGCCUACCGGGCAAAGGCCAAGAGCCAUCGGUUUUAA
This is a messenger RNA of Purpureocillium lilacinum, 951 nucleotides long. RefSeq lists its product as uncharacterized. Gene Ontology annotation, molecular function: D-mannose binding. The record is from RefSeq and is a predicted model, not a curated record. NCBI's taxonomy places the organism in Eukaryota, Fungi, Ascomycota, Sordariomycetes, Hypocreales, Ophiocordycipitaceae. Gene Ontology annotation, biological process: endoplasmic reticulum to Golgi vesicle-mediated transport. Gene Ontology annotation, cellular component: Golgi membrane; endoplasmic reticulum-Golgi intermediate compartment; COPII-coated ER to Golgi transport vesicle.